Messenger RNA from Helianthus annuus (common sunflower), 1164 nucleotides. RefSeq lists its product as uncharacterized. Lineage: Eukaryota; Viridiplantae; Streptophyta; Magnoliopsida; Asterales; Asteraceae. The record is from RefSeq and is a predicted model, not a curated record. The transcript has a single exon. The coding region runs from base 1 to 1164 and encodes 387 amino acids.
AUGGAGUCCAUGAUGAGUCAAUUAAUUGUUAGGGAUCAAACCACCCAAAAGAAGCUUAGCGAACAUGACCUUAUGCUUAAGAAUCACCAAGCUGCUUUCCAAGACCUUCAAAAGGUUGUAGGUGAUAUGUCUAGGAGGUUAGAGGAGAGAUUACCCGGUCAGUUUGCGGGUAACACCCAACCUAACCCGAAUGCUCAUGGAAAGGCCAUUACCACCCGUAGUGGCAAAACCGUAGGGGACCCGAGCGUAGAGGAGAGAGUAGUCGAUGAGGAUGGAGAUAUUGUAGACAAAGAGAUAGAGAUGGAGGCUCCCGGCAGAGUGCAAUCGAGGCUGCGCCCAGCAAGUACCGCACGGACCGGUGAGUCUCAAGGUGAGAAGAGAGUAGAGAAACCUCCCGUGGAUGUUAGGCCUUCGCCUUUAGUGAACCAUGCGUAUGUCCCGUUCCCUUCCCGUCUUAAGAAUAAAAAAUACUCGAGGGAAUACGGGCAAUUCUUAGACAUCUUCAAGCAAUUGAAGAUUAAUCUUCCUUUUAUCGAGGCACUCCAGUCCAUGCCUAAAUAUGCGAAAUUCCUAAAGGACCUUCUUAGGAAUAAGGAGAAGUUAGGGGAGUUGUCGAAUGUCCCAUUGCAUGGAGGAUGUUCGGCCGUUGUCUCAAAUCAGCUUCCUGAAAAGCUUACCGAUCCCGGUGUUUUCACAAUUCCUUGUCUAUUCGGUAGUAACACUAAUACUAGAGCUUUAGCCGACCUAGGUGCUAGCAUCAAUUUGAUGCCCUUUUCUCUCUACGAAAAGCUAGACUUAGGCGAGCUUUCACCUACCCGAAUGACAUUAUCCUUAGCUGAUAGAUCCGUGAAACACCCUAGGGGCAUAGUCGAGAAUUUGCUUGUUAAGGUGGACAAGUUCAUUUUUCCGGCUGAGUUCGUCAUUCUCGACAUGGAAGCCAAUGAAAACGUACCGUUAAUCUUAGGACGCCCGUGCUUGAACACCGCUAAAGCUCUCAUAGAUGUCUUUUUAGGCCCCAUCACACUUAGAGCGGGCGAGGAAUCGGUAAUUUUUAAGGUUAUGAAUUCGAGAGGGCCUAGUGAUAGAGUGGAGGCGGUAUCGUCAGUAAGGGAGUGUGAGAAGGACGAGAAAGAUGAGGAGAAGGUGAUGAUGAUCCGAGUCUAG